Symsagittifera roscoffensis is the source of this 3949-nucleotide messenger RNA. Its product is annotated as phosphatidylinositol 3,4,5-trisphosphate 3-phosphatase cnrN-like. The transcript is spliced from 15 exons. Gene Ontology annotation, molecular function: protein tyrosine phosphatase activity; phosphatidylinositol-3,4,5-trisphosphate 3-phosphatase activity. Gene Ontology annotation, biological process: protein dephosphorylation. Gene Ontology annotation, cellular component: cytosol. Bases 42 to 2969 code for a protein of 975 amino acids. The record is from RefSeq and is a predicted model, not a curated record. NCBI's taxonomy places the organism in Eukaryota, Metazoa, Xenacoelomorpha, Acoela, Convolutidae.
CCUAAUUGUUGUGAUAAACUUAUUAAAUAGGUACCAAUGCAAUGGAUUUUUUCAGAGAGGCAGUUUCGAAGAACAAAAAGCGGUUUAAAGAGGGAAAUUUUAAUUUGGAUCUGUCCUAUGUUACAUCAUCCUUCAGUAGUAGAUGUGACGUGACAUUAAACUGCCACGAGACGUCCGAAGAGCCUAAACUGAUUGCCAUGGGGUAUCCUGCCAAGAGAAUAGAGGCAUCGUACAGAAACCGCUUUGAAGACGUCCUCAGGUUCUUGGACGAGAGGCAUCCGGGACAUUAUAAGGUCUUCAACCUGUGCACAGAAAGGAAGUACGCUCUUGAUAGUUUCGGCUCAAGGAAAGAUCCAGAUCAUUCAGUGGCUGCGAAAAUUGUGGAGGAGUAUGGGUUCGCGGACCACAAGCCACCACACUUCCGCUCCAUCCACACAUUCUGCCAGGAAGUGCACGACUACCUCCAACAACCACACAAUGUCGCCGUCAUCCACUGCAAAGCCGGAAAGGGUCGGACAGGGGUGAUGAUCUGCUGUUAUUUAAUACACAUGGUGCUCACAGAGGCAGGAAAGAGUGGAUGGGUUGAGCAUGAGUGGCGAUGCAGACAGAAUGGCACCAACCCCCUCUCCCAACUAGUACUGUCCACUCUCGACCACUUCUCAAGAGAGAGAACCAUAGACUCCAAGGGAGUGACCAUUCCGAGUCAGAGACGCUACGUGGAAUUGUAUGCCAUCUAUUUACAUGCGGUUACCAUUGGCUCUCAUAAUGCACAGUUGGGUCACUACCAGCCAGUGGCUGACCUCUACAGGACAUAUAGACCUCUCCAUGCCAUCAGCCUUACUCAUAACAGUCCAUACGCGUAUUGGAGUGUGGAGCUGAGCUUCCGUCUUCCACAUGAGUUGCCACAUCACCAGGAGAAUCCGUUCAACUUCCACUGCAGCAGGUGGGCACAGACACAGUGUCUCUACUUCAACAACCAGGUCGUCAUAGCCCAACUCGAGAACAUAUUCACAUACUCACACUCACAAGUUGGUAAUAACUGUGUGCACACAUGGAGAGCCAGCACGACAAACGGCGUUUUCCUUCUGCACGAAGAUUUCUGCGUCAAGUUCAGGAGAAAGGAUCAAACAGAAUUUGAGAGCUGGUUCAAUGCCUCCUUCAUCAACGAGAGCAGCCGAUUGUGUUUCUCCGCUCCCACCACAACUAAUCCAUCACAGACCAAAUUUGACUAUUGCUACUUCAGUCUAAUCAGAGGAGACUCUAGGAAACCCUCCUCCCCCACUCUUGUGCAAACUAACAACAGCAGCAGCAGCAGUCAAACUGCCACAUCAACCCACCCUUACGGUCCUCAAUGGCCUUCGCCCACGGCAGACAAGCAGAUGCAGAUAGAGAGUAACUCAAGGACACAGGACACUAAGACAGACUUACAACUGGUGCUACUCAGAAGUCAUAUUGACAAAAUAUACAAGGCCAAGUUCGACGAAAAAUUCGACGGCUGUAACAUCACGUGCCAAUUCGGAAAAGAAGCCAAUUUGGAUCGCAACACGUGGAGGACAUUCUUCACUAAGUGGGCCAGGCCACUUCAAGUGCCGAGGGCGACCAGGGGCGCGGCAGGAGUGUGGAAUGCGAUAGCCUCCACCAUCAACGGAUACUCGAUCAACAAAGGGCCAGAGACUGCUUUGACCCUCAACAAUCUGAAUGGAAGCGACUGCAGUGUCAUCAAUGGAGACAUUGACACGAAUGACACUAACAAUAAUGAAGAUCAACGGCAGACUGCAUCCCAGUCGAACAGCAGGCGGACGAAAGUUAACAAUGGGAAUAGAUCUGAAGGGGAAGGGGAGAGGACUCUGAUAAGGAUGAGCAGGGCACUCAGCGCGUCACAGCCUAACUUGCUAGUUGCCAUGGAAUCAAGCUCGGAACAAAGCGGCACGGAUGUUCAGUGGCAAGACUCCAUCAGUGGAGGUGGUGGAAUUGGAAGUGCAGGAGUGGGAGGGGGAGCGAGGAGGGCGAUAAAGAGAGAGGACAGCUGUGAAGAGAAGAUGAAAGACAUAGAUGACGAUGAGGAGACAGACGAGGAUGAAGAGGAAGAGAGACCUAUGAGGAAACCCCUUCCCAGCGGCGGCGGCUACUUUAUCCCAACAUCAAAUAACGCUGUACAUCACUACCACAGGGGAGAUCCUCUCAGGAGCAGCGAAAAGAUUAUGUCGACCGGAUUAUUGUCCAAUCGAAGCAGACCUCCGACGAACAUGCAGUCUUCCUUAGUGCCUUUUCAUUUCUCAGCCAACUCCAAGCCUCCCAUUUCGAGAAGGAGUUGCAAUCCAGCUACCAACAGUCGUCACCUACUCAACGCCUCAAACUCCCCUCCCAAACAUUUCAAAGAGGAGAACCCACCACAUCAGGGGCAAACACAACCCAGUGUGGGCAAGAACGUGAAUAAUAGCAAGUAUCCUCUCUUAGUGGCCAACGCACACUCUCGAUCACAUUCCAUUGAGGAUUCCGCAGCCACGGCGGCCUUGAACUCUCAACAUGCCCUCGAUGGUGGUCAGAUCAGUAUGUUACAGUCAGAACCGAGAGGAAUGUCAGGAGAUUCAUCAGGAGUGAAUGGUCGUCAGAAGCGAGCUGCUUCAACAGAUAACAGUCUAUUGAGCAGUCAGAAUGUGAGAGCUAGCUCAGUGUACACUAGUAGGACACCCGCGCCCAGCCAGCCGAAUUCAGCACCCCACCACAGAAACACCUCUGGUCAAAAUCAAGGCCAGUCUCAAACCCAAGACCACCCAACCACAGUCAACAGUAUCAAUAAUGAUAGACAACAUACGAUAUCACAACCUGUGCCUAACACUGCAAUGCAGCCAUCUUUGCAUGUGCAGAACCCCUCUUAUAUCUAUCAGAACCAAGUUAGCAAAGACACAGUCAAUCAGUCCCAUCAUAACCACAAGAAACCUAUUGAAAUCACCAUCACUAAAUUCUGAAGACAUUGCUGUGACGUUGUCCAGCGACAUGAGUGACACCCAAGGAGAAUUGACCGAAGGGUGACUCUUUGUGAUCCAGAUCCGUCUCAGGGAAGCAAUGACAGCGGAGCGACGACAGAUUACAUCAUGCCCGUUCACUGUAUGGCACUGGAUGAAACUCAGUUUCAAAUUCAAGAUUAUUAGAUUAGUGUAGUUAUUAUUAACUCGCAUUCAAUCAUGUGUCGCUGUUUACCUUUGUAUCUGGAUAAUUUAGAUGGACUUGGGCGACCAAGCCGCGUAUCGAAAAAUGACCAAUUUUUAUAUUUUAUCACCAUGGAUCUUUCGAAGUUUUUCAUAAUGAGAAUUAGUUCUUAAAGUUUUGUAACGGCUAUCAGAAAUUGACUCUGUCAAUCAGAAUAGUGUAUAUUGUCUGUCAUUUUUCAAGUCGUUUAUUUUAAUUAGAAAAACCUACUGUGACAGUAAUUUAAUGAUUUAGUUCUGCGUUCAGUUUCAAUCCAUCCGUUAGCUACAUUUUUGUUUUAUAAAUCUUUGCUUGUAUACGUUCACCUUUGACUUUUAUUUGCUACCAUUGCUUCAUAGAAUUUCUUUUAUUUUGAUUUCAUAAUUUUUCAAUGCAAUUAUAACUCAAUUAUAAUUAUAAACUAAUUGACAUUAGUUAGAAUUAGUGAUUAAUAACUUUAGGUUCGACUAAAUUUGCUUACGAAUUUAAGGUUCCUCUAUUUUGAUCCUCCAAAAGCGGUGUUUUCGGAGAAUUGUUGAAUUUUUGAACUGAAGAGAAGAGUUAAUUGGUGCGUUUAAUGCCUUGUGUUGCUCUCCUCUCUAUCUCUAUUUGUAAUGAGUGAGUCAAACCCAAAUAUUGAAUCGCCAAAAGUUGAAACUUGGACUUCUGUUGCUAGUGUAGAUACAGAUGAAAGCCGCUAUAUAUAAUAUACAUACUUAUUGUACUUGAAAUUUUAUUUUAAAUUUAUUUUUCUAUCGUG